Molecule: messenger RNA, 276 nt
Organism: Paramecium tetraurelia
Lineage: Eukaryota; Ciliophora; Oligohymenophorea; Peniculida; Parameciidae
Exons: 1
Source: RefSeq, a predicted model, not a curated record
AUGAAAUACUGCUUAACUAUCAUCGAAAAUACUUUUCUGAAUAAUCCAUCAUACAACAAGACUCUACUUAAUGAAAUCACCUCCAAAUUAUAAGAACUCUUCUCUUCAAACAAUACAUUUUCAAACAAAUUUCAAUUCUCUUUGCUUUAAAAAUUAAAUCAGAAAGAAACUGAUAUAUCAAAAUUCGAUACAAAAGUGGAAUUCUUAAAAAUUAAUGAUAUAUAUUCUUUGUUAAAGCAAGAAUGUAAUGGAUAACAAUUAAGAAUCUUCAGAUGA